This is a messenger RNA of Polychytrium aggregatum, 852 nucleotides long. RefSeq names its product Tctex-1 family-domain-containing protein. The transcript is spliced from 4 exons. Gene Ontology annotation, biological process: microtubule-based movement. Gene Ontology annotation, molecular function: dynein intermediate chain binding. The coding region runs from base 1 to 768 and encodes 255 amino acids. The record is from RefSeq and is a predicted model, not a curated record. Gene Ontology annotation, cellular component: cytoplasmic dynein complex; cytoplasm. NCBI's taxonomy places the organism in Eukaryota, Fungi, Chytridiomycota, Chytridiomycetes, Polychytriales.
AUGAGCGGUGAAGUGGCAUCCCCGCCCAGCACGGCCAACUCCAAGCAAGAAGAAUCCACCAGUCCCAACGCACCCGGCACAGCCAAUACCGACAACCAGGGUGCUACCGCCUCUUCACGCGAGCGAGGUUCCCAGGCGAAUCUGGCCGGGACGCUCAGCCGCAAGGGAUCGGUUCGGAUACUGAACAAGGCUGCACCUCCUCCCGCGGGGCCUUCACAGCCAGCCCCGGGCGAAGCUGCUCCGCCCACGAAUGCCAUCGUCUACGAAAACACUUACAAGCUGAAGCCCGACCGCCUGUGCGUCUGCACUAAUGUAUCUGCGACCGCUGGCGCCGAUAGGUUCGGAACAGAGCUUGUCCGAAAGAUCGCCGCCGAGCAACUGACCAAGCAACUCACCAAAGUCAAGUACAGUCCCGACAAGGUGCCGGAGCUGUGCAAAUCAAUCGCCAACGAGAUCCUUGUUUCCGUGAAAAAAGAAGCGGGUGAGCGAGCAGCUCAAGAACACAGGUUCGCCGGGUUUGGCCAUGUUGGAGCCGUCGCACCGCCUCGAUUGCAUCUGACUGCUUUCCGAAUGGUGCUGCAAGCAGAGCUCGAGUUUGAACGCUACAAAUUUGUCGUCGAUGUCACCAUCGGCGAGUUCAAGGGUCAAGGCAUCCGUGUUGCCUCCAGAGCAGUCUGGGAUGCGACAACAGACUCGUAUGCAUCCGCCUCGUUCCGCAACGCCACACUCUUUGCCGUUGCGAUGGUAUUCGGCUGCUACUAUGAAUGAAGACAGCGGCCCUCCCCUGGAGUGUGGUUGCCCAGGGCAUAAAUCUACGCACUUGGUUCAUCAAUCUCGGUUGGGUUGAGGUGC